UUCAGUUCAUAUUUCGAUUCUUCACCUCUGCAGAUGGAAAAAAUCCGAACUUGGAGGAAAACGUUGCUGAUUUGCUAGGAGAUAUUUGACAGAACUGUUCCCAGAUGGUGCAUUACUUUGUGAUCAAGAUCGCUUAAAGAAAUGGGUUUGGCUGUUUGUGUUGGUAAUUCUCCUCUUGUAUCUAUGGAACUGAGGUGGGCAAGAAGAAAAUCUGAUAAUGCUGCAUCGACAUUUCCUCGAUCCAUUCCUAUAUAUAUCUCUACGUUGAAGACAGACAUAAAUUUAGAGGAAUUGAGAAAUUUGUUUUCACAUUGUAACCACUCUUGCAAUCGUUUGUCCGAGAAUGGCAGCAACGUCGAAAAGAUUGUUGACAUGAAGAAGCUGCAGACAGCUAUCUCCCACAGCGAUGUUGUUGUCUCUGUGUUUUGCAAACCUCGUCACGCGGAUCUUCAUGAUGCGGCUUUGUACACUGACGAAGAAAGUUUGGCUUCAUCUUUGUAUCCUUCAGAGUUUAGGAGACAAUAUAAGGAUGAGAGUUCUCUGGGAGACUUGCUUCAUAAUGCUUUACCUCUCACUCCUUCCACUGGAAAGCUUGUUGGAUUCGGUCGUGCUUAUUCUGAUUAUGGCUUGACUGCUUCUAUCCACGAUCUAAUGGUUUUACCUUCACUACAACGGAUGGGAAUCGGUAGACUGAUAGUUAACAGAAUUGUCAGGCUUCUCACAAGCAGAGACAUCUACGACAUAGCAGCUCUCUGCUUCGAGGACGAAAGGCCAUUCUUCAAAGCCUGUGGGUUUGGGGACGACAGAAUGGGCUCCACGACGAUGAUGUUCACAAAGAGCUUGGAGAUGUAAUAAACCGAAGAGAGAAGGCAAGGCCAUUGGAUUUUCAGAAACUGCAGGUCAAAGCAAGUUGAAUGAUCACUAAAAUCUUUUCUCGAAUCUCUCUAUGAUGAUCAAAGGAAAAGGCCAAAGAUUCAGUGUCUUUCUUGCAUUUGGAUUUGAAUUAUAGUCAUCAUUUGGAUUUGAUAAUGUACACAAAAGUUUGAAUGUUCACCUUUGAUAAUUAUGGUUUUCCAAAUGAAGUCGUGAUAGUUAUUGUUUGAUUCGAUGAUAAUGCUUCC
Molecule: messenger RNA, 1121 nt
Organism: Capsella rubella
Lineage: Eukaryota; Viridiplantae; Streptophyta; Magnoliopsida; Brassicales; Brassicaceae
Exons: 5
Coding region: 142-852 (236 amino acids)
Biological process (GO): UDP-N-acetylglucosamine biosynthetic process
Cellular component (GO): endoplasmic reticulum-Golgi intermediate compartment; Golgi apparatus; endoplasmic reticulum
Molecular function (GO): glucosamine 6-phosphate N-acetyltransferase activity; monosaccharide binding
Source: RefSeq, a predicted model, not a curated record